Molecule: messenger RNA, 471 nt
Organism: Malassezia globosa CBS 7966
Lineage: Eukaryota; Fungi; Basidiomycota; Malasseziomycetes; Malasseziales; Malasseziaceae
Exons: 2
Coding region: 1-471 (156 amino acids)
Biological process (GO): tRNA N2-guanine methylation
Cellular component (GO): nucleus
Molecular function (GO): tRNA (guanine(10)-N2)-methyltransferase activity; RNA binding
Source: RefSeq, a predicted model, not a curated record
AUGGGCCUUGUGCGUCUUGCAUCGCGUACGCUCAUGGCACCGCAACCCAUUCUGCUAAGUCCCAACGUGGUUGCCAAGUAUGGCAUCCAUAUUCGUGCGCAUGAAUCUGCUUUUCGUGAGAAUAGCGCGACAAUCGUAAUGCCAUCGAAAGAGGCAGCAUUUCUCAACCCAGUGCAGGAAUUCAACCGCGAUCUCAGUACACUCGCGAUCAUCACAUGGAGCCAGAUCUUUGACUGCGAGAAACGCCAGCGCUACGAAGCGCGGCAAAGGGCACGUGAGAUGCGUGCAAGAGAUACUUCUGAGCCUGAUACCAAGCGCAUCAAGACAGAUACCAAGGAUGCGAAGCACACGUACCAAUCAUACAAAUUCAAAGCACUCGAGGCACUCAGUGCUACAGGGGCUCCGCAGCAUUCGAUAUGCAAAGGAAAUCCCCCUCCUCGGGUCAGUUGUGGCCAACGACUUGUCGGCUAG